AGGGCUCAGCCCGGCGCCAGGGAGAUGGGCUGUGCCCGAAGCAGGAGGGGCACACCUUGGGGAGGGGCAGUGCCCGGCUGCCCCGCAGACUCGGCCUCUCCUGGACGGACCAGAUGCCCCCAGCUCCUGCGGCCCGAGGACCGGCGCUAUGGGAAGGGCCCGUGGGUCUCUCCACAGUGACCCGGGCCUCCCGGAAACAGAUCCCGGCCCCGGCGGGCAGCUCCCCGACCCCGGCCCCCGCGCCCGGGCGGCCUCAAGCUCUGCCAUGCGGUGCUCCACCCUCCUGGCGCUGCUGACGCUGGUGCUGCUCUACCUGGUGUCGGGCGCCCUGGUGUUCCGCGCCCUGGAGCUGCCCAAGGAGCAGGAUGCCCAGAGCCAACUAGACAGCGUCUGCAGCCACUUCCUGCUGGAACAUCCUUGCGUCAAUCAGAGCCAGCUGAGGGAGUUCCUGGAGAAGGUGGCCAGCGCCCUGGGAGGAGGCGCCGACCCCAGGGGGAACCUCACCAACGCGACCUCUUCGGCCUGGGACAUCGGCAGCGCCUUCUUCUUCGCCGGUACCAUCAUCAGCACCAUCGGCUAUGGGAACUCGGCCCCGCGCACGGAGGGGGGCCAACUCUUCUGCAUCUUCUACGCCGUGGUGGGCAUCCCUCUGUUUGGGAUGCUGCUGGCCGGCGUCGGGGACCGUCUCGGCUCCGCCCUGCGUCACGGCAUCGGCAAGCUGGAAGCCGUCUUCCUGAAGUGGCGAGUGCGGCCGGGCCUGGUCCGGGUGCUGUCGGCCCUGCUCUUCCUGGCGAUCGGCUGCCUCCUCUUCGUGCUGGUCCCCACGUUCGUCUUCUCCCACACGGAGGGCUGGACCACGCUUGAGGCCGUCUACUUUGUCAUCGUGACGCUCACUACCGUGGGCUUCGGGGACUACGUGGCUGGGGCCAGCAUGGGAGAAGACCACCUGCUCUAUCAAUUCUACCAACCCCUGGUGUGGUUCUGGAUCCUGCUGGGCUUGGCCUACUUCGCCUCCAUCCUAACGAUGAUCGGUAACUGGCUCCGGGUCGUCUCCCGCCGCACAAGGGCAGAGAUGGGAGGCCUCACGGCCCAGGCCGCCAGCUGGACGGGCACGGUCGCCUCGCGGAUGCCCCAGCCCGGAGGGAUGCUCUCGGUGCCGGGGAAGCUGUCCCCCAGGUUCGCCCCGGGGCCCCCGCUCCAGCCGGGCCUCCCCAGGCCCCAGGAGAAGAAGUCCCAGGAGGGAGACCUGCCCCUCCCGGCGCCACCCUUGCCCCCGCCGGCCCCUGCCCUGGAUUAUCCCGGAGAGAAUUUUGCCUUCAUCGACGAGUCUUCCGACACCCAGAGCGAGAGAGGCCGUACCCUGCCGCGGCCUGCCCGCCGCCACCGCGGCCCCCCGAAGAAACCCGGCCGCACCCGGGACAAAGGGGAGCCGGCCUGACCGCCUGCCCCCUGGGACCCUGGCCUUGACCACCACAGGAGGCUCGGCCCGCCCUCUUUGCGCCUUUCCAGCUCCCUCAACCCCGCCGAUUGCCCCGUCCCCAAACUCUCUGCCCCCCAAGCCUCCGGGUGACCAAAGAACCCCUCCUCCCACCCCUGGGGACGGACUGGGGCCCGGGGACACCUGGGUCUCGCUCCUCCAUUAGCUCCCCAAACCAUCCCCUUCCACCUGACCCUUGCCUCCGCUCUGCAUCUGUCACGAUCGUGCCUCGAAAUCUGGAUCAAUAAAGGAGAAAAAUCUGCCCACAGAUACCA
Messenger RNA from Tachyglossus aculeatus (Australian echidna), 1752 nucleotides. It is a transcript of the gene KCNK4, whose product is annotated as potassium two pore domain channel subfamily K member 4. The record is from RefSeq and is a predicted model, not a curated record. Lineage: Eukaryota; Metazoa; Chordata; Mammalia; Monotremata; Tachyglossidae. The transcript is spliced from 7 exons. The coding region runs from base 149 to 1438 and encodes 429 amino acids. Gene Ontology annotation, cellular component: membrane. Gene Ontology annotation, biological process: potassium ion transmembrane transport; stabilization of membrane potential. Gene Ontology annotation, molecular function: potassium ion leak channel activity.